This is a messenger RNA of Daucus carota subsp. sativus, 843 nucleotides long. RefSeq lists its product as uncharacterized. The coding region runs from base 109 to 666 and encodes 185 amino acids. Gene Ontology annotation, cellular component: TRAPP complex; cytosol; cis-Golgi network membrane. The transcript has 5 exons. The record is from RefSeq and is a predicted model, not a curated record. Gene Ontology annotation, biological process: intra-Golgi vesicle-mediated transport; endoplasmic reticulum to Golgi vesicle-mediated transport. NCBI's taxonomy places the organism in Eukaryota, Viridiplantae, Streptophyta, Magnoliopsida, Apiales, Apiaceae.
CUCAGAACCGAGACCGACCCGACCCACAUCGACCAACCAGUCUGACGAGCAAAUACUCUUCACUCGUUUUCAAUUCGCAAUUUCAAUUCGACAAAUUAUUCAUUCUGUAUGGCUCCUCCUCCCAGAUCUGGUGACGCAAUCUUCGCUAACGUUGAUCGUGUUAACGCUGAGCUUUUUACUCUAACGUAUGGUGCAAUCGUGAGACAAUUACUCACGGAUCUCGAAGAGGUCGAUGAAGUCAACAAGCAGCUUGAUCAAAUGGGUUAUAAUAUUGGGAUUCGUUUGAUUGAUGAGUUUCUUGCUAAAUCGAAUAUUUCCACUUGUGUCGAUUUUAAGGAGACUGCUGAAGUUAUUGCCAAGGUUGGUUUCAAAAUGUUUUUAGGGGUCACUGCAUCUGUCAGUAAUUGGGACCCCGAGGGUACAACUUGCAGUAUUAUAUUAGAGGAUAACCCACUGGUAGACUUUGUUGAGCUUCCUGAUACUUGUCAAGGUCUUUACUACUGCAACAUCUUAAGCGGAGUUGUCAGAGGAGCUCUAGAGAUGGUGUCAAUGAAGACUGAAAUCACAUGGGUUCGAGAUAUGCUCAGAGGAGAUGAUGCUUUUGAGUUGCGCUUAAAACUUCUAAAACAAGUCCCCGAGGAGUAUCCAUACAAAGAUGAUGAGUAAACAUUUUAAAGUGCAUAACUAAAAUGCCAAAAAGCAUGUAACUCAGAUAUUUGGAGGUGCACCAUAUUUCUGUCAUGUUGGAGUUGGAUCUUGUUUUACCUGUUAACAAUUAUUAUGCAACGCUUUUAUGUGACUAUUGGUGAUCAAAUAUUAUUAUAGCUACUUACAUUUAGACAA